This is a messenger RNA of Magnusiomyces paraingens, 2247 nucleotides long. RefSeq lists its product as uncharacterized. The record is from RefSeq and is a predicted model, not a curated record. Gene Ontology annotation, cellular component: lipid droplet. The transcript is spliced from 3 exons. Lineage: Eukaryota; Fungi; Ascomycota; Dipodascomycetes; Dipodascales; Dipodascaceae. Gene Ontology annotation, biological process: triterpenoid biosynthetic process; ergosterol biosynthetic process. Gene Ontology annotation, molecular function: lanosterol synthase activity. The coding region runs from base 1 to 2247 and encodes 748 amino acids.
AUGACUACAUUGCCAGCUUCAGGAGAAAAGCCAGCACCUAAGGUGGUUGAUACCGCUAACGGCUUUAAGUUCCCUUCAGAUUUUUAUGGUCUUCCUAAAACAGACCAUUCACGUUGGAGAUUGAAAGUUGAUGCUUUAGGCCGUCAGAACUGGGUAUACAACCGCGAUGAAAACCAUCUUGAGCGCGAUCCGCCUUCUAAUUACACCAAAUAUCAAUUGGAACUAAACUCUUUUGACCCUCCUACAUUUCCUAAAGCAAAGACUCCAUAUGAUGCAGCUAAAAAUGCAUUUUCUUUUUUAUCCCAUAUUCAGGAGGAAGACAGUGGCACGUUCCCGUGUCAGUACUCCGGUCCAAUGUUCAUGCUUAUUGGCUAUGUGGUUGCUAAAUAUUAUGCUGGAGUCCCAUUUUCUGAGGAAGAACGAAUUGAAAUCAUUCGAUAUCUUAUCAAUCGUGCCCAUCCUGUUGACGGUGGCUGGGGUCUUCAUACUUAUGAUAAGAGUACUGUUUUUGGAACCUCCAUUAACUACAUCAUUUUACGCAUUUUAGGACUGGACCGUGAUCAUCCAGCUAUUGUUAAGGCACGUACCAAGCUUCAUUCUCUCGGUGAUGCCCGUGGUAACCCUCACUGGGGCAAAAUGUACCUGGCUCUACUUAAUUUAUAUGACUGGGAGGGUGUUAACCCAGCACCUCCGGAGCUCUGGAUGCUUCCAUACAGCGCACCAAUUCACCCUGGCCGUUGGUGGGUUCACACAAGAGCCAUUUACCUCCCAAUGGGCUAUCUUUCUGCAAAGCGCAAACGUAUGGAACUUAAUACUCUUUUGACUGAGCUUAGAGAAGAAAUUUACAAGGUCCCUUACGACACAAUUGAUUUUUCCAAGCUUCGAAAUUACGUCAAUGGUGUUGAUCUCUAUUACCCACACUCUAAGAUUCUCAACAUUGCUAAUGAGUGUCUUGUGUUUUAUGAAAAAUACCUUCGCCCAGAUUGGCUUCUUAAAAAGUCAUGCGAUUAUGCUUUUGAACUUGUUAUGAAGGAUCUUCAGAAUACUGACUACCUGGCAAUUGCCCCUGUCAGUAAUGCACUCAACUCCAUUGUGGUUUUCGAAGAAAAGGGAAUAGACUCGCCGGAGUUUAAACGCUUUAUUUAUCGCUGGCCCGACUUUUUAUACAUGACACCAGAUGGUUUAAUGAUGAUUGGUACCAAUGGUGUUCAAGUAUGGGAUGUAGCUUUUGUUCUUCAAUACGCCAUUUUGGUGGGUCUGGGAGAACUUCCAGAGUUCAGAGAUACCAUUAUUCGAUCAUAUCGAUUUUUAACUCGCUCUCAAUUUGUCGAAGAGUGUGUUCCCGGAAGUUUCCGCGACAAGAGAGUUGGUGGAUUUCCCUUUUCUACCCAAACCCAAGGGUUCACUGUCAGUGAUUGUACUGCUGAAGCUGUUAAAGCUAUCAUAAUGGUCCAAAAUCUUCCUGGGUUUGAAUUUCUCAGGGACGAGUUUCCAGAGGAAAGAUUGAAUAAGGCCGUUGAUAUUCUGCUAGGAUUGCAAAACAGAGGCAGCUUUCAUUUUGGAUCAUUUGCUUCUUAUGAAAAAAUUAAAGCCACUACUAAGAUGGAAUUGCUGAAUCCAGCUGAAGUUUUUGGAAACAUUAUGGUUGAAUUUCCUUAUGUCGAGUGCACAGACUCUUCUGUACUUGGUCUCUACUAUUUCCGCAAAUAUUUCAACUACCGUGCUAAAGAAAUCGACCAAGCUAUUUCUGAUGCCUUAGACUACAUUGUCAAAAGUCAGGAUAUUGAUGGUAGCUGGUAUGGCUCAUGGGGUGUGUGCUAUACCUACGCUGGAAUGUUUGCCAUUGAAGCCCUUGAAACAGCUGGAUAUUUUUAUGAAAACCAUGAAGCAGUUCGAAAGGGAUGUGACUUCAUCGUCCAGCGACAAGAACUUGACGGUGGAUGGGCUGAAAACAUUCGGUCCAAUGAGAUUUUUACCUAUGUUAGGCACACGUCAAGCCAGCCUGUUCAGACAGCAUGGGCUCUCAUUAUGCUCAUACUAGCCCGCUAUCCCGAUAAGGAAGUCAUUAAGCGAGGUGUUAAGUUUCUUAUGUUGAAGCAAAACUCAGAUGGCUCCUUCAGCUACAAUCAUGUAGAAGGUGUUUUCAAUCAUUCUUGUGCCAUUGAAUAUCCUACAUAUAAGUUUUCAUUUACAAUGAAGGCAAUGGGUCUUUACGCUAAAUACUACGGCAAUGAAGAACUCUUGUAA